AAAUGAGUUUUUAGAGUAACUUACCCAUCACACACAUCACACAAAACUUGAGAAACAACCGCUGUUGUGAGCACCGUGUUUCCAUCGUGGCCCCUAGCGGUGGUGUGUGUGUGUGUGUGUGUGUGUGUGUGUGGUGGGAAGAGCGCUGAGCGAUUGUCCAGUCUGUCUCAGUGUGCUCCCAGUUGAGGACACCAGCUCCAGGACUCCAGGAUGCUCGAUUAUUUCAGUUUGCAAGGAGAAAACAUUUAGCGCGUCCACAAAGAUAUAUUAACUACAGCCCCACUCGUGUAUAAUGAAGUGAUCGGACCCUGUACAGUGGACGGUGGGCCCCUGAAACCUGCUCACCACAAGCCCUGAAGAGUGUUUGCUGCAUGUGGAUGCUGUAAACGAUGUGCUGCUCCGUGGCACUUCUGCUCUGCGGUGUGAUCGUGUCUCUGAUCGGCGCAGCAUCACUGGACCUGCAGCCCGACAUGCCGAAUGUGUGUGAGGAGCAGGAGAUGUCUAUGCUGGGAGUGAGGCAACCGUGCGUUCAGGCGUUCACCCGUAUGGUGAAGGUGUGGCGGCAGGGCUGCUCUUCUCAGCGCUGGUGCAUGGGCUACGAGAGGAAGACAGGCUAUUAUACAGUGUAUAGGCAGGUGUAUAGUAUGGAGAUGCAAACUGUGUACAGGUGCUGCCCGGGAUGGAUGCAGAGAGGAGAAGAGAGAGGCUGUCUUCAUAGAGUGUGUUCUUCUGGUACCUGCUUUAAUGGAGGGAAGUGCUCUGAGACCAGUGAUCAGCUAUGUCAGUGUCCAGAAGGGUUCGAGGGAACGCGCUGCCAAUACGAUAUAAACGAGUGUGCAGACAGUAAUGGCGGAUGUGAAGGCACGUGCUGUAAUACUAUCGGCAGUUAUUACUGCAGGUGUCCUGACGGUAGUAAACUCGGAGAUGAUGGGAAAUCCUGCCAAGAUGAAGAUGAGUGUGAGGAGCUGAACGGUGGUUGCCAGCAGACGUGUGUGAACACAUUGGGUUCGUACCACUGUGAGUGCAGCGAGGGUUUCCGCAUUCACGCCGAUGCUCGCACAUGCAUAGUGGUCAACUCUUGCUCCGUAAAGAAUGGCGGCUGUGAACACAGGUGUGUCGAUUUGGGAAACGAGCAGUACAAGUGUGAAUGUCGCAGCAACUACCAGCUCAAAAGAGACGGAAAACACUGUGAAUUGAAGGACCCCUGUAAGGAACAUAAUGGUGGAUGUCCUCAUAUCUGCAGUAAUGUGAAUGGACAGGUGCAGUGCAGCUGCAGACCAGGAUACAAACUGGCAGCUGACUUCAGGAGAUGUGAAGACACUGAUGAAUGUGCAUCUGGUCAGGCUAAGUGUGCUCACGGCUGUGUUAACGUGCCAGGAUCGUUCCGUUGUGUGUGUAAUCCAGGAUUCGAGCUGGGUGCUGAUGGGAAACAGUGCUAUCGUAUAGAGAUGGAGAUCGUGAACGGCUGUGAGAAAAACAACGGUGGCUGCUCUCAUCACUGUGAUCACACCACCAGCGGGCCCCUGUGCUCCUGUAACCAAGGUUACCAGCUCGCUGAGGACCUCAAGACGUGCAUAGACACUGAUGAGUGUGAAAACGGGGAGGCGUGCUGUAGUCACUUCUGUAAAAAUUACCCAGGAGGCUAUGAGUGUGGCUGUAGACCUGGAUACACACCCAACGGCUGCACAUGUGAUGACAUUGACGAGUGUGUGUUCGAGACGUCAGGAUGUUCUCAGUACUGUGUAAACACCCUGGGCUCUUAUGAGUGUUUCUGUCAGGUGGGCUUCAGACUGGACUACGACCAGAAAUCAUGCUCACCUCUCUAUGAGAGGGAACUGGAGGAGGAGGAUGAGGAGGAGGAGGAAGAAGACGUGGUUGGCAGUGAAGAUGAACCUGAGGUCCUACGUUUGCCAGACUUGCUGUUCCGGCGCCCCCCUCAGCUGCUGCAUUACACCGCCGCUUUACGCAGACCGUAUGAUGAUGACACACACACUUACUACGCAGAACACCCGCACAACCAAGAACAGAGAGAGGAGCUGACCAUCAUCAGCAAGAUUAUGUGUGAGGAGGGAUCAUUCGGUGACGACUGCAGUGUGAGCUGUGAGGACUGUGCUAAUGGAGGAGUGUGCGCGUUAGAGAGGGAUCGCUGUGUGUGCGCGCCCGGCUGGACUGGGGUCACCUGUAAUGACACUUGUGCUGAGGGCACAUAUGGUGUUCAGUGUAACAGUCUGUGUGUUUGUAAGAAUGGGGGCCGCUGUGACCCAGUGACGGGGAAGUGCUUGUGUCCUCCAGGGGUCCAAGGUCUGCACUGUGAAAACGGUUGUCCGCAGGGUUUCUACGGGAGGUUUUGUCGGAGGAGGUGUAACUGCCCCAAUAAUGGACGCUGCCAUCGUCUGUAUGGGGGUUGUCUUUGCACACCCGGAAAAUACGGCAAAUUCUGCCACCUGCCAUGUCCCAAAUGGACCCAUGGUGCGGGUUGCUCGGAGGAAUGUGAAUGUUUGCAGGAAAACUCUCUCUCUUGCGAUCCCCUAAAAGGCACCUGCACUUGUAAACCUGGUUACCAUGGCGACCACUGCCAGGCAGAAUGUGAUGGCGGUUUCUUUGGCGAUGGCUGCCGUGAGCGAUGCAACUGCACUGAUGGUGAGCCAUGUGACCCUAAAACUGGAGAGUGCCAGAAGAUGUGCCCACCCGGAUACCAUGGAGAGAAAUGCCAGCUGGUGUGCGAGACAGGUUUUUGGGGCGCAGGCUGUGCCAAUGUGUGCCAUUGUGCUAGUAAUGCAGUAACCUGUGAGGCCAGCAGUGGGCGCUGUGUGUGUGAGGCUGGAUACACUGGAGAUCAGUGUGACAAGAAGUGUCCGGCGGGCCAGUAUGGAGCCGAAUGUAACCGAGUGUGUGAGUGUGAGAAUGGAGCCGAAUGUGACCACGUCAGUGGAGCUUGUACCUGUACCGCCGGCUGGGUGGGAUCACAUUGUGAAAAGAGAUGUCCUGUUGGGUUUUACGGGCAGGACUGUGCGCAGAUGUGCCAGUGCGGGAAUGAGGCCCAGUGUCACCACAUCACAGGCGCCUGCCGCUGCACCCCUGGCUGGGCACCGCCGCAAUGCAUUCUGGCUUGUCCAGCGGGUACAUUUGGUCCCAACUGCAGUCAGUCAUGUGACUGUCACAAUGGAGGGUCAUGUGACCCAGUGAGUGGCCAGUGCCAGUGCACACCUGGGUGGACAGGAACCAACUGCCAACAGACCUGUGCAUCUGGAUGGUUUGGUAGAAACUGUGAGCAAAGAUGCAUCUGUCCAGUGGGCAUGGCCUGUGAUCAUGUGACAGGGCAGUGUGGAUGUCCUGCAGGGUACACUGGGAACAGCUUGUGUCCUCAGGGCAGAUUCGGCCUGAACUGUUCUCAAGUGUGCACAUGUUCUGGAGAUCAGUACAGCUGUCAUCGCGUCACUGGGAAAUGCAGCUGUCUACCUGGUUACUAUGGCAACCGCUGUCAUCUCAGAUGUCGCGAGGGCACCUACGGCCCCUACUGUAAGAAGAGGUGCAGAUGUGCCAAUGGAGGCCGAUGUGACUUCAGGACUGGCUCUUGCCUCUGCCAGCCAGGAUACUUGGGACCCAACUGCAGCACUAGUUGUCCCACAGGUCACUACGGGAGAGAUUGUGCUCAGGUGUGUUUGUGUGGAGAAAGAGGACAGUGCCACCCAGAGACUGGGAGGUGUAACUGCGCCCCUGGAAGAACAGGACCAUCCUGCGAACAAGCAUGUCCUAGGGGGCGCUAUGGAGUUCAGUGUCGAAGUUUCUGUACAUGUGCGAACGGAGGAGUGUGUGACCCUGUGAAUGGGACGUGUAGAUGUGGGCUGGGAUGGACCGGACAACAUUGUGAAAAAGUUUGUGUCCCAGGUUACUAUGGUGUGAACUGUGAGCAAGAGUGUGUGUGUCAGAAUACCGGAACAUGUGAUCGCUUUACGGGAUGCUGCUCUUGCCCGUCUGGAUACUACGGUCCCGCCUGCCAACACAGAUGUCCUGCUGGCUUUUUUGGCAAGCUCUGUGCACAAUCAUGUGACUGUAAACACGGGCACCUGUGUGAUCACGUGACCGGAAAGUGCGUGUGUCCUCCUGGUUACCAUGGUGAACAGUGUGAAAAACGUUGUGAUGCUGGGCGUUUUGGGCGUGAUUGUGCAGAACUUUGUGAGUGUGAUGGGGCGCCUUGUGAUCCGACCACUGGACAGUGUCUCUGUCCACCGGGAAAGACAGGAGAACACUGCGAGAAAGUGUGUGACAGCAGGUUUUAUGGUCCCGGCUGUUCUUUCAUCUGUCAGUGUGCACACGGAGGCCAGUGUGACCAGCGCACAGGUCACUGCUCAUGUCCUCUCACCUGGCUGGGACCCACCUGUGAGGAAGGUGCUUCUAUAGAUCACGUGCCCUCUCAAGUACAGAAGAGGCGACGGCGUGUUUCACACUCAUAGUCCCCAAGCGCACACACACACUCCACUGAGAUCCCACCAGAAGGCGAGUGGCAUGGGUGAAUGAGUGUGUGAGGAUCUAUGUGACUUGUUAUUAUGGGUUUUUCCCCCAGACGAGCAAGCCACAGGAGAAUUAGUACGAGGAAGCAAUGCUGAAAAACACAAACACACACAAACAUCCCCUCUGGAUGCACACAAGACCACUGACAGGCUGUCAUUGAUUGGCUGUGUAUAUGUUUGUCUUUGGAGAAGGGACACAUUGUGUGAAUGAGUGUUUUAAUGUGAAUAUCACUCACACAACAUGGUGGACUAGUUUGACGUGACUUAAAAAUGCUUGUUUUGUGAGCUCUGUGUGUAUGUUUGUGCAUACACUCUGUAUUUCUUAUAAGUCCCACAUCAGACAGUCAAACCAAACCAUCCGAUCGGCCAAACGCCCACCGAGCCACAAACCCAGACCGAACUUCUCUAUUACAGGAUCAGAGUGAAGCCUCAAUCGCUCAUUUCUAUAGUACACACCACAAAUACACCACUAAAGUGGCACAUCAGCACUCGAUGGGAUUAUUGCCUUCCAUACAUACCAUACGCAGUCUAAAAUGUACCUUGUAAACAUACACCAACACUAAAUUUAACAUUUUUUUUUAACUACAUUGUCUAUAAAGUCCUCGUUUAUGGUACUUUUAUGUUUUUUUUAAGUAAUAUGUAGCAUGAAUCGGGAACAUUUGUGCUAUAGAUAUCCUUUUCAAAUCCAUCUGGUUGGCUCCUUGUGAGCAUGAUGUAUGUCCUGCGAUGCGAUUUCUGUGACAGCCUGACUGUAAAUAUUCACAGUAUUGUCACCCAUCAUCGUGCCAUCUGAGGUAAAUUGUUAAAGUGGAGCUGUCCGACUGGAUUUAGACACAAUCUGAUGCUUGUAAACUGAACAGACAGUUCCUCCGACAGACGUCUUAUAUGCCAAACAAAUCUAAUCUUUAUAAAUUACGGUUCUUAGUGCUCACUCAACAGUCUUUUACUGUAAAAAAAAAAAUGCUGUAAAGUUUUUUUGUUUCUGUUCUGUCUUUGUUUCUCAGGAUGUUAUCAGAGUAAAGUCAAAUUUCCCUGUACAGUGAAAUGUAUUGGUUCUUAAACUUUUAAUUAAAUAUGUUUGUACAGAAAAUGUGUUUGUAAAAUGUUUUUGUUUUAACUAUACUGUAAAGCUUUACACUGUAAACAUGAUUUUCUUACUCUG
Megalobrama amblycephala (Wuchang bream) is the source of this 5673-nucleotide messenger RNA. It is a transcript of the gene megf6, whose product is annotated as multiple EGF like domains 6. Gene Ontology annotation, molecular function: calcium ion binding; protein binding. The record is from RefSeq and is a predicted model, not a curated record. NCBI's taxonomy places the organism in Eukaryota, Metazoa, Chordata, Actinopteri, Cypriniformes, Xenocyprididae.